Molecule: messenger RNA, 1704 nt
Organism: Osmia lignaria (orchard mason bee)
Lineage: Eukaryota; Metazoa; Arthropoda; Insecta; Hymenoptera; Megachilidae
Source: RefSeq, a predicted model, not a curated record
CUUCUCUUUAGAGGGGCGCCGAGCGUGUUGGAGUGUACGCAAAUUGUUUUUUCAAUUUUGUAUACGUCUUUUCGUAGGUGCGAAAAAAAUGAUUUUCCUUAGUGCAUUCGUUUAUCCAAAAGUAUGAUCACCUAAUUAUUGGUUUUGUAAAUAUAAAUAAGUUUGAAGCGCUCAUUUGUGCUCAGUUUAAGAAUAUUGAUUCUUCAGUAAAAAUGGGAGGAGGAGAUUUGAUAGAAUUUGAAAAAAUCAUGGCAUCCAUCUACAAUGAAAAAUAUAGAGAAGGUAUGGAAAGCAGAACAACAGCAGCAUCAAGAAAAAAGGAAGAUAGCAGAAUUAAAAAAAGAAUUAGAAAUCGAGAAAGACAGAGAAGACAUAAAGAAGUAUGCAAUGGAGCAGGGUGUGAUAGAAAAAAAAGAUGACAAAAAAUUAGACUGGAUGUAUAAAGGACCAAAUCAAUUAGUCAAUAGAGAGGAGUAUUUACUUGGACGUCCAAUUGAUAAAUCUUUUGAACAACUAGCUCAAGUAGAAAAAGGUGUUGAAGUAAAUCAGGCUAAAAACCAUGUUGAACACGAAUGUAUUCCACCAUCUUUGCGUUUUUUUUCUGGGAAUGAACAAGUUGACUUAGCCAGAAAAAUGCAAGAAGAUCCUUUGUAUGCUAUCAAGAAAAAAGAAAUGGAAACUAGGAGUCAAUUAUUGAAAAAUCCUGUUAAGUUAAAACAACUAAGGCAAUUGCUGGAACAACAAUCAAAGAAAAGCAAAAGUGAAAAGAAACAGAAAAAGAAGAAAAAACAUAAGCACAGUGCAGAUACUGAUGAUGAGACUGAGUUGGAUAUGUUAAUAGCUGCUAAGUAUAAACAGCUGAAAGAAAAGAUUAGCGAUAAGGAUUUAAUAAAAUCUAUGAAAAAGGUUAAACAUAGACGAAAGACGAAAUCAAAAAACAAACAUGAUCUUAGCGAUGAAUUAGAAAGUAGUAAUGAAGAAGAUUCAAGCAAUGAGGAUAAAAAACAGAAACGAAAAAAAAGCAGCAGUAUAGAUAAUGCUGAAACCAGCAAACACAGUAAAGAAAGAUAUGAAAAACGUGUUAGAAGUCGUAGUUCAAGUCGAGAAAGUAAUGACAGUACGGUUCAUAAGAAAAGAAACAAAGAGUAUAGAAGAGACACAAGUAAAACUGAAAACAAACAUUUUCGUUCAAAAAGUCCACGAAGUAGGGAAUAUAGUAGCAAGUACAAUAACAGAAGCAGUAUUGAGAAUAAAUAUGUAUCAAAUAAAUCACAUCCAAAUGAAGAAAACCAAAACAAAGACAGAUGGAAUUCUAAAAAGAAACAAACUCUUACCGAAGAAGAAAAAGAGAGACGUAGGCAAGAAAUGAUAGCAAAUGCAACGUGGAGAGAUAAGGAACGGGAGCGAAAUGUUAAAAAAUAUCGUGAGGAAGAAAAGAAAGAAGUCGAUAGCAGUAAAGUAUACAAUCAGGAUUUUGUUAGAAAACAGUUAGCAGUUGCUGCAGAAGUGGGUACUGUUGCAUCUAGAAUUAAAUCUAACAUAAAUAAUAUUCAACGGUCUGGGAGAGCAAUGGACACAAAUUUUGCUAAAAGAUAAUUUUAAAUAACAUUACAUUUGUACAGUUCAUUUAGAUUUUUGUAGAAAAUAACACAGGAGUAGAGAUGUUGGAUAUUAAGAAAUAUAUUUUUAACAUAACCGAAUGUA